AAAAAAAAACAAAAAAAAACAAAAAAAAAACAAAAAACAAAAGAAGCAGAUCCAUCAAAGAGAAAGGGGGAAAAAUAAAACAAAAUAAGAAAGAGGGGUAAGAAUGAAAGAGAUAAUGAGUUCAAAGACAUUGUUCUCUUCCAUUCUCUAUUUCUUCCUUAUAUCCACAUUGGCCACUGCCUCCCCAUUCCUUUCAAAUGAUAUAUUUGAGUCUGGGGCAUCCACCUCCCGUUCCCUGCUACAGGCUAAGAAAGCUUGUGGAGUUGACUUUGAGAAUCAGAACUACACAAUCCUAACAAGCCAAUGCAAGGGACCACAAUACCCACAAAAGGUUUGCUGUGAAGCAUUCAAGCAAUUUGCAUGCCCUUUCAUCAAUGAAAUCAAUGAUAUGGCAACUGAUUGUGCCACAGUCAUGUUCAGUUACAUAAACAUCUAUGGAAAGUACCCUCCUGGCCUCUUUGCUAAUGAGUGCAAAGAAGGCAAUGAAGGCCUUGAUUGCACCAAUGUCAAAACAACAUCCAAUAACAGUUCCUCUGUUUCUAACUCUGCUCAUCUUGCUGCUCCUUAUGACUCUAUGUUGUUAUUGGCCGUACUUGGUUUCAUUGGUCUUUUGUUCCAACUUUUCUGAAGGCUCUCUCUUAUGUCAAUUGGGUCAAGUUUUGUAUAACUAUUAUAGCAAUCACUAUUUUGAGCUCAUAAUUUUCGGAACAAGAUUGCUUUAUCAUUCUGUAACGUUCGUGAUACUCUAUUUUAAAAUAUGUAAAGACGCGUGCUGCAGAUGUGAUAGGUCAAUGACUUGACAAUUAUUUAUGAUAAAUUAUUGUGGCAUUGUUUGAUCCGUGUAACUAAUGUUAUGCAGUGAGACAAAGUGUUUUAGGUUAUAUACAAAGAUGUAUUAUACAUUGUACCAAGAUUAUGCAAAUGAUUUUGUUUCGUUGGCAAAAUUUUUCA
Messenger RNA from Arachis ipaensis, 951 nucleotides. RefSeq names its product GPI-anchored protein LLG3. The record is from RefSeq and is a predicted model, not a curated record. Lineage: Eukaryota; Viridiplantae; Streptophyta; Magnoliopsida; Fabales; Fabaceae.